Molecule: messenger RNA, 639 nt
Organism: Notothenia coriiceps (black rockcod)
Lineage: Eukaryota; Metazoa; Chordata; Actinopteri; Perciformes; Nototheniidae
Product: rho-associated protein kinase 1-like
Exons: 5
Biological process (GO): signal transduction
Source: RefSeq, a predicted model, not a curated record
CUGGAGGGCCUGCAGAAGAGGAUCUUCCAGCUGGAGGAGCAGCUCCACAGUGAGAUGCAGCUGAAGGAUGAGUUGGAGCAGAAAUGCAGGACAUCGAGCACCAAGAUCGAGAAGAUAAUAAAAGAACUGGAUGAAGAGGCGAACCAGAGGAAGAGUGCCGAGGCCGGCGUGUCUCUGAUGGAGAAGGACAAGAUCAUGCUGCAGCACAGAUUCACAGAGUACCAAAGAAAAGCUGACCAGGAUGCAGAGAAGAGGCGCAAUCUGGAGAAUGAGGUGUCAUCUUUGAAGGAGCAGCUUGAAGAUAUGAGGAAGAUCAGCCAGAACUCUCAGGCCUCAAAUGACAAGAUCACCCAGCUGCAGAAUCAUAUGGAAGAGGCCAAUGACCUCCUGCGUGCGGAGUCAGACACGGCAGCGAGACUGAGGAAGAGCCACACGGAGAUGGCCAAGUCCAUGAGCCAGCUGGAGGGCUUGAACCGGGAGCUGCAGGAGAGGAGCCGCGCCGUGGACGGGGAGAAGGCCCAGCUGGAGAAGGAGCUCCUGCUGCUUCAGAGCAACCUGGACUCAGAGAGGAGGAACUACAGCCUGGGAUCUGAGGAGAUCAUGGAGCUGCAAGGUGACCCACUGACACACAAACGAUGA